This is a messenger RNA of Lasiodiplodia theobromae, 516 nucleotides long. RefSeq lists its product as uncharacterized. Bases 1 to 516 code for a protein of 171 amino acids. Gene Ontology annotation, biological process: protein targeting to vacuole; late endosome to vacuole transport via multivesicular body sorting pathway. NCBI's taxonomy places the organism in Eukaryota, Fungi, Ascomycota, Dothideomycetes, Botryosphaeriales, Botryosphaeriaceae. The transcript is spliced from 4 exons. The record is from RefSeq and is a predicted model, not a curated record. Gene Ontology annotation, cellular component: fungal-type vacuole membrane; Vps55/Vps68 complex.
AUGUCGAGCCACAGGCUGUUCCGCUUCCCCAAGCCUCAAUGGAUUAACAGCGCCAACACGCGCACCGCCGGCGUCUAUGCAGCUGGCGCACUGUUCUCUCUUGGUUUCUUCUUCUUCAUCGACGCCGCCGCCUACUCCAAGUCCGCAAAGAACGGGUCCGACGUUCACAUCACAUUCGUCGACUGGAUCCCCUCCAUCUGCUCCGCCCUUGGCAUGCUCGUCAUUAACAGCAUCGACAAGUCCCGGUUGAGCGCGGAUAGCUUUAGCUACUCUGGCAACGGUGUGGCGUGGAAGGCCAAACUUGUCUUGUUCCUCGGGUUUGCUCUUAUGGCUGGUGGCCUUGCUGGUAGUGUGACUGUCAUGGUUCUAAAAUAUGUUGUUCCUGACUACAGCUUCCCCACCCUCUGGUUCGGCGUCUCCAACGUUGUUGCAAAUGCGUUGAUUAUGGUUAGUUCGGCUAUUCUCUGGGUCGUUCAGAACAUGGAGGACGAGUACACAUACAAUCUUGCGCUGUAG